GCGCGGUGGAAUCGAGACAGAGCGGUUACGAAAACGAUGGCGACGGCGGUGGUCGUGCUGCUGGUCCUCGCACGUCUCGUGUGCGGUGCCUGCCCGGGCUACUACGGCCGCAACUGCAAUGGCCACGGCGUCUGCGGCGCCUUCAACCGGUGCACGUGCUUUGCCAGCUGGACGGGUGUCGACUGCGGUCUCCGGACGUGCCCGUACGGCACGCCGUGGUCCGCGGUGGCCACGGCCCUCGAUACGGCGCGGAUGACGGCCACCGAGUGCAGCAACAUGGGUGCGUGCAACCGCACGACCGGCGCGUGCGUCUGCCGUGAUGGCUUUUCCGGUGCAGCGUGCGAAAAGCUCGACUGCGCCAACGACUGCAGCGGCCACGGCAACUGCUUCAGCAUGGCCGACGCCGCGCUGCUCAACGGUGCCUCGUACACGCUCUGGGAUGCCAACAGCAUUUAUGGCUGCCGCUGCGAUCCCGGCUACACGGGCUACGACUGCAGCCUCCGCACCUGCAUCUCCGGCCACGACCCGGUCGUCACGGGGCGGCUCAACGAACGGCAAGCCAUCUCGUGCCACUGCACGACCUGCACCGGCACGUUCAUGCUCACGUGGAACGGCCGGAGCUCGGUGCCACUGGCCGCGACGGCGUCGGCGGCCGACGUCGAGGCAGCGCUCAGCGCGAUCACGUCAGGUGUCUCGGUUGUGUUUGACGGCGGCGCCACGACUAUCUGCUCGACGCUGGGGACGUCGGCGCUCGUCACUUUUCUGCACGACUUUGGCCCACUGCCAUCGCUGACAUUGGUCUUGGCUGCCGCGACGUUGACCGUCUCGGUGCAAGCAGGAGGCACUGUAGCGCUCUACGGGACCUCGGUGGCCACCGUCGCCAAUACAAAGCAGUCGCUCGAGUGCUCGGGGCGCGGUGUGUGCAACCAAGCGACGGGGCAGUGCAACUGCGCCCUUUACUUUACAAGCAGCGACGGUCAAGGGAGCUUGGGACCACGACCCGACUGCGGCUACUACAACACGACGGGUGCCCCUGCGACGCAUCGCUGCCCCGCUGGGAUCUACGAGUCGGACUACCUCGCGACCGGAAGCACGGUCGUCUGCAGCGGCCACGGCAUGUGCUCCAACGCGCCCGACUACCAGUGCCAGUGCUAUCAAGACUGGGGCGGCAACGACUGCUCGCUGCGGUUGUGUCCAACGGCCACCGCGUGGUUCGAAGCUGCGACGCUGGCCACGACGGCGCGCACCGUCCCCGUCGCGUGCGCCAAUGCCGGGAUCUGCGACAACACCCUGGGGCGGUGCCUCUGCGACAGCAACUUUGUCGGCGCCGCGUGCGAGAAGUUGACGUGCGCCUCCAGGUGUCGCGGGACGGGCAACUGCAGGUCCAUGCGCCAGAUGGCCGCCGGCGCCACGACCGACGGCGCGCCGACGCCGAUCGUGUACGGCCGCGACGUCAACUCCCUCGCCACGUGGGACGCCGAUCGCAUCUUUGGCUGCGUCUGCAACAGUGUGCGCUACGUGAUCGGGAAUGCACCAACCCUCUCGGGCUACGACUGCUCGUCCUAUCCGUGUCCGUCAGGCGACGACCCGUGGACCACCGGUCAAGUCAACGAAGUGCAAUCGCUGUCCUGUCUCGGGACCGCUGGCUCCGUGACGCUGACGUUUCGCGGUGCAACGACGUCGGCGCUUUCGUUCGGUGCGACGGCGGCGGCGCUGACCGCAGCGCUUGAAGCGCUACCGACGUACUUGCGCGAUACCACUGGCUACAGCUUGUGCAUACUAUAUUGGGGUAGCAUUGGGCAGGUAGCGGUGAGCAUGCCAACGGGAGCACUCUGCGGUGCCACGAGCGCAGCGGUCACGACGGUGUCCUUCUUGACCAACGCGGGCAACGUACCGCUCUUGAUCGCGGAUGCUUCGCUCUUGACGGGCGGGCCCUUCUCGGUCACCGAAACCACCGCCGGCACGACCGAGGACGCGGUUUGCAACAACCGCGGCAACUGCGAUGGCGCGACCGGUCGCUGCAUCUGCGUCCAGGACGCGGCAAGCAGCGACGGGCAAGGCAACCUCGGCGUCACGCGCGACUGCGGCUAUGUCUACCCGUUCAUGGCCCAAGGACGCUUGUAGUUGACGUGUUUAUAACAAACAGUAAGGAAGAAAUAGCCUCGUCC
Saprolegnia parasitica CBS 223.65 is the source of this 2168-nucleotide messenger RNA. RefSeq lists its product as hypothetical. Gene Ontology annotation, molecular function: cell adhesion molecule binding; protein heterodimerization activity; protein homodimerization activity. Lineage: Eukaryota; Oomycota; Saprolegniomycetes; Saprolegniales; Saprolegniaceae. Gene Ontology annotation, biological process: heterophilic cell-cell adhesion; neuron development. The transcript has 16 exons. Bases 37 to 2124 code for a protein of 695 amino acids. Gene Ontology annotation, cellular component: neuron projection. The record is from RefSeq and is a predicted model, not a curated record.